AUGGACGAGACCGCGAGCUCUCCGCGAGCGUCGGACGUGACGUCGGCGAUGGGAAGCGAGAGCGAGGAGGCCUCUCCGAAGAUGCGGACGGUCGACGACAAGUCGGGCGCAACCUCCGCCGCCUCCUCCGCGCCGGAUAGCACCGCCGUAGCACCUGAUCACGUUGUCGAGUGUCGCGACCAGAGCUCGAUCGGAGCCGUGUCCCCGGGGCCACGCGCCGCUGCCGCUACCUCCUGCUCGACGACGCCGCAGUCGUUGCCGCUGGCACCGCAACCGGGGUGUGGCUGCGUCACGGCCACCGCCGCGGCCAACGCGGUCGACAAGGACGAGAUCACCGUGUGCAUCACGCCGACUACCGGUGGCCAGUUCGAUCUCACGGUGGACCGCAACGACACCGUGGAAAACCUCAAGAAAAUCAUCUCCAAGAAGCUGAAGGUCGCCAAGGAGCGCAUCUGUUUACUGCAUCGUGAGAGGCAGCUGCGUGAGGGUACGCUCGCGGAAAACGGCCUACAGAACGACAGUCGACUCACGCUGCUACCGAGCGUGGAAACCGGACUGCUGGCGCAACGACCGGAGCAGAGCGUGAUGCAGGCCUUGGAAAGUCUCAAUGACUCACAGGUGAACGACUUCUUGUCCGGCAAGGCGCCGCUCAAUCUCACAAUGCGACUGGGCGAUCACAUGAUGUUAAUCCAGCUGCAAUUGUCCACUGUGACUCCAACUACUCCGGCGGCCAAUCAGGCGGCGAGUUCUACCGGCAACAGCGGUCACAAUCACGGCAGCAGCAACGGCACCGGUGUACCGAUCGGUAGCAACGCUAAUGUAUCCAACGUAUCUGGCAACCAUGUCUCUUCCUCGUUACAAACAAGAAGGUGUUUGGCAACUAGAUCGCCCGGCAACACCGUCAAACCGCAGAGCGCGGCAAACACGUCCGUUGGAAAAACUUCGCACUUGAUUAACAGCCUCGCCAACGUUUUGCACGCUGCCGCCAGCUGCAGCAGCAGCAGUAGCAGUCUGCCCACUGCCAGCAUCAUCACUACCACCAGCAGUCCAGUGUGUUCCAGUCGGAUCACGUCGCCUACGCCACUUAGUCCAGCGCAUUCGUCGUCAUUGUCGUCGUCAUCGUCGCCGUCGUCGCCGUCGUCGCCGUCGUCGCCGUCGUCGCCGUCGUCAACUGGCAACGCAAACCAAUCCUCGCAGUCUACACGCACCAAUUCGCACGGCGCUCAAUCUGGCAACAGUUCCUCCGGCGCGUGUCAACCCUGCCCACUUUACCACCAUCAUCAUCAUCACGGUCAUCAUCAUGGCCAUCAUCAUGGCCACCACCAUCAUCAUCACCAUCACCAUCACCAUCAUCAUUCGAGGAACAAGCCCAGCUUGCUCAAUCUUUCCCCUUCCUCUUCUUCCUCUUCUUUGUCCCCCGUAACUUCGGGUUCUACUUCUACUCAGGAUCAAUCUACCGCCGAGUCCUACGACACAACGCUACCCAGAAAGAAGCUCUGCACCGGUCAUCAUCAUCACGGCGGUCAGCAAUCGUCGUCGGUUACCUCUGGUAGCGUGGAUGCCAUGAGAAGUCAAUACGAUGAGUCAAGUCCGCAGAGUCCUACCUCGUCUCUGAUGAUGGAGCAGCAGUCUCCCACUAAGCCUGCCACUCUCGACACGCGGGCGCUCGCCGAGGCUUCUCGGAAUCUUACGCAAAAACUGAAGCAACUCUCCUCUGAGGAAAACGCGAGACGUAGACAAGGUGCGAUAAUAGAGAGUAUGCAUCAUCACGGUAAGGGUGUAUAUUCCGGCACGUUCAGCGGCACUUUAAAUCCAGCCCUCCAAGACAGACACGGUAGACCAAAGAGGGACAUCAGCACCAUUAUUCAUAUCCUGAAUGAUUUGCUCUGCGCAACGCCAGCUGCAUCCGCAGGUCAUUACAGGCAUCAUCAUCAUAGGCAUUCGCAUGCUCGUCAGCAGACAUCCUCGAUGUCCCCGUCUUCUGCAGGCGCAACAGCCGUCGCGAGUGGAUCCGCGACAUCGGCUGGCUGUCAGGAGUCAACACCGGGAUACACCAACGAGGAGUUGUCGAAGGAAAACGAAGCGACCAAGGGAAAAAUGCGUCGGCUCCGCUUAGUCAUGGAGCAACGACGCGCCAAGAGAAAAGCCAGACGACAGGCUCGAGCGGCCCCGUACACUACUCAAUGGGCGGCGAUGACUCCUGCCGAUCCGAACCACGAGUCGAACACGUCAACGGCGACCUCGAGCACCACCACUGCCGCCGCCAACAGCACGGAAAACAGCACGCAGAAUGAGCCGGAGUUACAACCGUGUAGCCCCGAACCGGUCGUGGCUUAAGCAUACGUCACUCCGUAUUCAGUCAAUUCACGGCACAGUAGUAUCCUCUAUAUCGUACACAUAGAAUAAUUGUCUCUCUUGUUUUUCGUUUUCAUCGCACUGAUUUAUUCCAGAAGGCAUGCAGGGUCGAAACACGUGUCCUAUCACGUAGCUACCAAUUUGUUUCGUACAGCUCGUUUCGAUCAGAGUCAAACACUGCAACGUCUUCAACUCGAGACUCGAGAGUUUUUUGUGGGCAGCCUUUAUCUAAAUUAUUUCCACGAACUUAGUGAGAAAAAGACGAUAAAGUCGCAGUGUUUGACCGGAUUCGAGUCUCGAUCGUAGUUGACAAUAAUUAUGCUCGACGAUUGAAUCAGUGUGAUUUAUGUAUCCACACAUCGACGUCGCGUGAAAAAAAAGUCGAUGAAAGUCGUUUUUUGAAGAAAAAGAGAACAAAUACUCCUAUUAAGACUCCUACAUUAAGAAAUCCUAUUAAGAAUUUCCUGCUAGGAUUACAACUCGCCGAUAAACAUGCCACGCGUUCAAAAAGAAGAAAAAAAACUAAAGAGUUAUAGUAUUCGUUGUUUGAACUGCGCAGUUACAUAUUACGCUCCACAAUUAUUAUUCUCUCGCUAUCGGGCACUUUAAUCGAAAUCUUAUAUGUAGAUGCGAACGGAACCGUACUUUCGCGCAUUGUGUGCACAAUGCUCGCGAAUUGAUGUAUGCAAGACUGUUUCAAAAAGCAAUGCCAAAGUUCGCGCAUCGCCAGACUCACGAUGAAGAGGACUAUUAUCCUGUGUGGUAAUAGAAAACAAAAAAAACUAAUAAUUAUUCACGCGAAUAAACUUUGUUGCAAAAAUUUCACAUCUCUUAAGGACUGGUUGAUCUAAAAAUGAGCGACCUUUUGUAAGUAGCAAGUGCACUUUCCAAUGUCUUCUUCACAUUUGUUUCACAAUACGUACACAAGAGCAAUGUUAGGUGAAAAAGAUCUUGAUUUUAAUUUUAUUGUCUAUAAUAAAUUAUAAAACACAUAAUAUUAUUAUAUUAUGUGUUUUUUAUCCAGUCAGUUAUUUUCUUUUUGCCUAGCAUAAUAAAGGAAAAAUAUAAAGCGCUAAUAGACGUGCCGGUCUUAUUCAAGGUCUUCCUCGUCGCAUUUGUUGAUAAAUGGUUUUUGAUACAUUAAUAUUAUCAUAUACGAUUAUAGAUUUCAAAAUUUUUGUGCAAUUUUUUCGAGGCCUUGAAGGCAAUAUAUCUCAAUGAUUAAUGUUGGCUCUAUUUUGCUUGAAGCAAGAAAAGUGAGACUUCUAUUUUGCGUUAUGUGUAAUUUAUAUGUAUUUGUAGCAUAUGAUUGAGAAACAAAGGAAUUAUAUAUGAUAUUUAGAGUAGAGAGUUUGACUACUUGAAUCGAAUCGGGAAUACUAUAUUCAUAUCAGUUUUUACGGUGUAUGUACACAUUUUGAGAUAUAUAUGCUGUACUUCUUAAUCUUGCUGGUAAAGUCAUAUCGGAGAAUGCUCUUUGUUUAGAAUUAUACUAUAUAUUAUUUUUGGAAAAGAAAAAAAGAAAAAUACGAAGAAAAAACACGAGAAAAUAUAUCCAAAACAAUUCUAUAGUUAUAAAAAAAAAUUAUAUUGCAUGGCAUGCUAAUGACGCCACGAUUUGUUUAAGUUGAUUAGAAUAUUACAAAUACAAAAAAAAAAAAAAAAAAAAAAAAAAAAAAAAAAAAAA
Molecule: messenger RNA, 4042 nt
Organism: Pseudomyrmex gracilis
Lineage: Eukaryota; Metazoa; Arthropoda; Insecta; Hymenoptera; Formicidae
Product: midnolin-A-like
Exons: 5
Coding region: 1-2337 (778 amino acids)
Cellular component (GO): nucleus
Molecular function (GO): protein binding
Source: RefSeq, a predicted model, not a curated record